This is a messenger RNA of Laccaria bicolor S238N-H82, 1839 nucleotides long. RefSeq lists its product as uncharacterized. The record is from RefSeq and is a predicted model, not a curated record. The transcript has 13 exons. The coding region runs from base 1 to 1839 and encodes 612 amino acids. Gene Ontology annotation, molecular function: protein dimerization activity. Lineage: Eukaryota; Fungi; Basidiomycota; Agaricomycetes; Agaricales; Hydnangiaceae.
AUGUCUGGAUUCCUUGUGCCCUUUGCAAGUUUCUCAAUUGAGGCUGGUGUGGACAAUGCGACGACAAUGUGGGUGGAGGAUCGGAGGAUGAUAGAUUCAAUGAGACAUUCGAUUGAAUCAACUGUUACAUUAAUUACGAUAGAAACACGCGCUAACGGCAUAGCCAGAAAACCGACACAGCAGCCAGCACCUCCUCGUACAGCUGGCCAUAGAGCAGCGCCAGUCAACUUUCGUGAAGAUGCCGGUUCUGGAGAAGAAUUCGACUUCACUCCUUUGGACGAACAUUCUGCCGAUGAAGAUAACUCUAUGGCGAAUGGGAUAGACUUGCGCCAGGGUGCAGGUAGCUUCUCAGUGUCCACCUUAAAUAACCCAUUGCGCAACCACCUCCUAAGCCGCCACAAGGAUAUUUAUCUCCAGAAGUGUCGUGAAAUGAGAUGGAAAGUCCCUGCACUCGCAAGCGAAACUGGAACAGCCCCUGCGCCCCCUGGACAUGAAACACAAUGUCUGCCAUUUUCCCAGGAGGCAUUGAUACAGCAUCUUCUCAAUUUCAUCGUUGCAGAUGAUCAGGGAGGCCAUUGGACUCUCGAUAACUGCUUGCUCAACGAUGCUUCCUCAGAGAACUCGAGUUACUUUUACGCCCUCGCGACAUUGAAUGAUACAGGGGGAUUCGUCGCAUCCGCAUCAGGCCCUCCAAGCGAUCCCGAUAAUCAGAGCUACGAAGAAGCAAUUGCUCGCGACCCAAUUGCAUUGUGCCGGAGUACCGUACAAGCAGUACGCGCCUCAGGUCAACGACAUGACCAUCUGGCAGAAGUAAUAGAGGAUGGAAACAAGAAAGGGUGGUUCAAGUCAACCGGGGAUCUGACCAUGACUAUACAGGUUAAGCAGGCACAACUUAUACGUGACAUGAAGGCCGUCGAGUAUUUUCUUUCUUUGCCCGUCAAUAGAGAGCUUGCGAAACUUAGACUUACUGAUAUGGAAUGGACUGUACUCCAGGAUUUUGAGAUCGUACUGGGUGUACCCCAUCAAGUGCAGAAAAUCAUGUCGAAAGAGCGCACUCCCGUUUUAUCAGGCGCAAUUCCCGCGUUCAAAAUGUUCAUGACGGCAUGGGAGCAACUUGGGAGAGAACACCCCCACUUGGCCCGAUGGAUGGAUAUCGGUAUCGACUGGGCGACAACUUACUACAAGAAAAUGGAUGAUUCGCCUGCCUACAUUAUUGCGAUGUUGUCUCAGUUUGUUACGGUGACAAUGCGAAAAUACCAUGACCGUCUUCAUGGACAAGUUCAACAACCUACACCUGGUACAGCGGCCUUGCAGCAACAGAGGCAAAGCUGGCAUGACUUAGCUGGACAAUACGGGCUCGAAGAUAUGAUGGAUGUUUCGGGUGCUUCUUCGCAGCAGGUCCAAGGAGUUGAAGAACAGUUUGAGUCGUACGAAAAUGGGCCGCUCUCACCGCGUGGCACAGAUAUUGUAGCGUUUUGGGCGAUAGGCGAUAAAACUCAUCCAAUAUUAUAUGCGAUGGCAUUAGAUUAUUUACCCAUUCAAGCAUCCUCGGUUCCUUCCGAGCGCGUUUUUUCAUCCAGUGCUGAAACUGAUACAAAGAGGCGAAAUCGAAUCCACCCUGUUCUAAUGGAGGCGCUUCAAAUGUUAAAAUUUUUGCUCAAGCAGCAACGGCUAAACUUUACGGAGGGAUGGGCUGUCACAGAAGACGAACUCGAGUACUACGCAGAUGACGACGAAGAUGCAGUGGAUUUGUUAGGGAAGCUAACUUCAGAAAUUAUGGAGGAUGGUAUAGAUAUUGAUGAGGUAAUUCACGUUGUUGGACAGGAUGACGAGGAUUGA